Lepus europaeus (European hare) is the source of this 6482-nucleotide messenger RNA. RefSeq names its product testin LIM domain protein (gene TES). The coding region runs from base 100 to 1218 and encodes 372 amino acids. NCBI's taxonomy places the organism in Eukaryota, Metazoa, Chordata, Mammalia, Lagomorpha, Leporidae. The record is from RefSeq and is a predicted model, not a curated record. The transcript has 6 exons. Gene Ontology annotation, molecular function: zinc ion binding.
CCUGGGUUACAUCAGAGAAUGUGGCCCCUUCAGAAAAGAGAAGGGCUUCGCUUCAACCCUAGGGCCUGCCGGACUGCUCUUUAAGGAACAGGUUACAAGAUGGGCUUAGGUCACGAGCAAGGAUUUGGAGCACCCUGUUUAAAAUGCAAAGACAAAUGUGAAGGAUUUGAACUGCACUUCUGGAGAAAAAUAUGUCGUAACUGCAAGUGUGGCCAAGAAGAACAUGACGUCCUCUUAAGCAAUGAAGAGGACAGAAAAGUGGGGCGACUUUUUGAAGACACCAAGUAUACCACUCUGAUCGCAAAGCUAAAGACGGAUGGAAUUCCCAUGUAUAAACGCAAUGUUAUGAUACUGACCAAUCCAGUUGCUGCCAAGAAGAAUGUCUCCAUCAACACAGUCACCUAUGAAUGGGCUCCUCCUGUCCAGAACCAGGCAUUGGCCAGACAGUACAUGCAGAUGCUGCCCAAGGAGAAACAGCCAGUGGCAGGCUCGGAAGGGGCACAGUACCGAAAGAAGCAGCUGGCAAAGCAGCUCCCCGCACAUGACCAGGACCCUUCCAAGUGCCAUGAGUUAUCUCCCAAAGAGGUGAAGGAGAUGGAGCAGUUUGUGAAGAAAUACAAGAGUGAGGCGCUGGGCGUAGGAGAUGUGAAACUUCCCUAUGAGAUGGGUAGUCCCAGCCCCGACAAACUCUACAUCCCCGCGGGGGACAGAAGCACCCCGGCAGCCAUGGGGCCCAUGGAGAACAAAUCUGCCGAGUACAAAGGAACUCAGUAUUUCUGCUAUUGCUGCAAGCUGAGCAUGAAGGAGGGCGACCCCGCCAUCUAUGCUGAGAGGGCCGGCUACGAUAAACUGUGGCACCCAGCGUGUUUUGUCUGCAGCACCUGCUCUGAACUGCUGGUCGACAUGAUUUAUUUCUGGAAGAACGGGAAGCUGUUCUGCGGCAGACACUACUGUGACAGCGAGAAACCCCGAUGUGCCGGCUGUGAUGAGCUGAUAUUCAGCAAUGAGUAUACCCAGGCAGAAAACCAGAAUUGGCAUCUGAAACACUUCUGCUGCUUUGACUGUGACAACAUCCUGGCUGGCGAAAUAUACGUGAUGGUCAAUGACAAGCCUGUGUGCAAGCCCUGCUACGUGAAGAACCACGCUGUGGUGAGAAGCAUUCGGGGGGGUUCCUUGACCUCAGCCUGCUUUGAGACUCGAAUUUGUGCCUCUCUCUAAGCCUCUUAACAAACAGCAAACAGAGAACACCCUUAAGAAGGGUGUGUGAUUCCUACCUUAGGAUGCUAAAAUCCAGGCAAUUCAUAAACAAUACAUAGACUGUCUGCUAACUCAAGAGUUCUGUUAUGUGUUUACAGUGUAGAUGAUAAAUGCCACAGGGCAAUAAAAUCCUCAGUUAACAAAAAUAAUCCUUGAUGGGAAUGAGAUUGAUGUCUUCUCAUGGGUGCAGACCAGAUUUCAUUUAGAUCAAGGUGUCCAGGGACUGUUUAUAUUCCUUAGCUCUGUUUGAAUGUGUGUGGUGUGUGUUCAUGGUACUAGACCACCCACUGGGACUUUUGUUUUGCUACUUGGAAUUUGUUCAGUCCCUAAUUCUUAAACCCUCAUUGAAUUGAUUUAGUAUGACAGAAUUUGGCCUGCAUGUUUAGAUUUGUAUGCGGGGCCUCACGUUGAAGUACUUAAUGUGAGAGUAUAAUUUUUUCCUGUCUCUACCCUGCUUACACAACUACUGUUGUGUGAUGGCUCAGAGAUAGGUAAUAUAGAUAAAGAGUGUAAAGUUGACCAUAUAAGGUAUGGUUUAUAAGCCCAGGAGUAUCAGAAUUGACUGUUACUUCUUCUUAUGCUGGAAAACGUGCUAGUUAAAGUCUCCGUGGGCCAUCAAGUAGGAGUGACUCCUGGCUAAGGAAUACAAUUACAUAUUUACAUAGUGCAAGAAGUGUGGUACCAUGAAAAUAAGGUAACAAACUUAUUGUCAAUGCCAAUUUUCUGCCAUUAUCUGUUGUCCUACAUACAAUUAUUUAUUUUAAGUUUUAUUUUAUUUUAUUUGAAAGGCCUAGUUAGAUUGAGAGAGAAACACAUAGAAAAAGAAAGAUCUUCCAUCUGCUUGUUCUCUCCCUAAAUGGCUGCAAUGGCCAGGGCUGGGCCAAGCAGAAGCUAGGUACCUGGAGUUCCACUUGGGUCUCACACAUGAGUGGCGAGGGCCCAAGCAUUUGGGCGAUCUUCCACUGCUUUCCCAGGCACAUGAGCCAGGAGCUAGAUUGGAAGUGGAGCAGCUAAGACUUGAACUGGGACUCAUAUGGGAUGGCAGUGUUGUAGGCAGCAGCUUCACCUGCUAUAACACAAUGUUGGCAUCCAGUCUUUCAUUUUCUGUGAACUGCCUCACCAGUAUGUCUCAGAUCCUCAUAGCUAUAACUGGCUGUUGGUUUUUGUCAUUUUCAUAUUGCAGUGGCUUAGAAUUUGGUCCCCUCACUUCCAGUGUCGUCUUGCUCAAAAGCCACCUGCCAUGGUGAUGGAAACUGCUGUUUCUGAAAUUCAGAAUGUGGUCAUUAGUCCUCUGAUACAUCUUGCUCCUUCCAUACUAGUUAUCCAACUCCAUCAUGCAUUUCUGCAUCACGUUACCUGCAUUUUGUAGUUUAUACACUGCUCUUUGUCUCUUGCUCACUCUUACUGGCUUGACCAAUGUAUCCACCUAUUGUUUUACUGAUACAUCCACCAAUUCUUGUUUGACUCAACUAUGCCUACACAUUCCUCCAGACUCAAUUUGGCCUUAACUGUUUCCAGAACACUCUUGAUUUCCACCUGAGUCCCAGCCGCCACUCCCUGGCUAGGCUGUGUGUAUCAGACAGUUAAUAUCACUCAUCUGUCUUCUUUCCUCCACUAGACUGGAAGCAACUGGAGGUUAGAGCUUGUCUUUCAUUUCCAUGUCUUCAGUAUCUUGAGUGACUGAGAAAGUUCCUAAUAUUUUUUGUUUGGAAUCAUUGUGAACCUUCCUUUUACCUGAGGACAAAAUGUUAGAUUCCCAUGUGACCUGACACAUUAUUUAACUGAUGCUAUGAAUAUUAUUGCAACAGUUUCUCUACAAAGAGUGUUAUAGUGUGUCUUUAUUUUCAUCUUUUUAUUUGAGCAGCAUAGAGAGAGCACUCCUCCACAGGUUCAUUCCCCAAAUACUCAUAAUGGCCCUGGGCCAGGCUGGGGGCCUAAUCUGGGAGCACGAAACUCAAUUUGGGUCUCCCAGCUGGGCAGAAGCAUCUGCCACAGAGCUCCUUACAACAGUAUCGUUAGCUACUUCACAUCUUGCGUACAAAUAAGAGAAGCAAGUAAGAUUGAAAGAAAUAAGGACUCUGAAAUACAGUUUCAAGAACACAGGAAUUCCAGUGCUAAAGCAGCAAGUGAUGAAGCAAGCAUUGUCUCCUCAUGGAUUCUGCUUUGCCCCUACCCUUGGAGCAGCCCGAGCAGCUUGGAGAUUUUUGAAACAUUCAGGAUCAGUAGAUUUCCCUUGGGAUGAUAUGUAGGACUUUGGGAUGAAUGGCAGUCAAACUACUAUGGAACCACAAACCCUAAAUUCUCUGAUACCAUUUCGUGUUCAUUAGUAUUUUUCUACCUAAAUAAUUUCCUUAAUCCCGUGUGUCACUGAGCAGAGUUCUUUUUUUUUGUAAAUUGAAAAUGAAAAUAAUGGUAAAAAGGUUCAUAUAUAGUAUUACAAGGGCUACAAAAGAAAAGGAAUAAAGCAUUGACUGUGAAAUGCUUCUGAUUUAUACAAGCAAGUUAAAAAUACUGGAAAAUGAACGAAUGUGAAAUAUAGAAAAUGACAAGAUAGUGUGCUAAGUGAACUAUAAAGAAAGCUUUAGAAAUAGAUACAUGUGAAAAACAUGUGCUUGCAUGGUACACCCACCAAGUAGAAAUGUGCUUGUGCUGAUAAUUCUUGUUUUUGUUGCAUUCAGGAAUAGUUUAUUGAUCAUUUAAAGAAAGCAUCUCCCCUAUUCAUCAGGGAAGACUGGUUUCAUUUGUAAAUAGAAGCAGUGUAGUUCUAAAGAUAGAGAAAGCAUAUGGCAAGUCUGCAGUGGAUAUGUGUGGAAGGCUCCAUGCACUUCCCCACCUUCACCUGCUGAUGCUGUGAGCAGCUGCUUCGUUUUGAACUCUUUUCAAGUAUGGAAGCCUCAUUUCCACUCAUUCCCGCCCAUCAUCUCUCAGUGGUUUCUGACAGCCACAUUGAGAGACCAAGAGUGUUGAAGAUGAGCACUAUCACUUCAUACUGGACAGUCUUGUUGGCUUAUUCGCUUGUUAUAAAAUAUUCUAAAUAAACACUGGAGAUCAUCACAUUCACUCAGACCAUGUAUACACAAGAACUCAUAUAGCCUUGCUAGUGUUUUUGGAGGUUUCAACUGGGUAGUUUUAUUCCUUUAUUUAUUAUCCAUUGCGGUUAAGAAGAAAAUUACUUGUGGAUGUGUGUUUGUGGAUGCAUAUGUGUAUAUGUAUGAGGUUAUAUGUCUGCAUAAAUAUUGAAUAUAUAAUGGCACAGGUAUUGUAAGUGUUAAUGUUCUAUAAUAUUAUAUGUAAAUUAUGACUGAUCUUAUGACAAAAGACAAUUAACAACUCAUUGGCAAACUCAUUAUUUAGUGCAAACUCAUUAUUCUCAAACACCAUCAGUAUUUUUAAUUGAAUCCUUAAUUACUUUGAACAUGAUUUUAAUUUACUGUCUAGAAAUCAGUGGUGUUAAUAAUGUGCCGUAGGUAAGACUUGUAAAAUUACUGCUUCAAAGAUUUGAAUGAAUGAGAAAAUAUCAUUUUAUAAGCUUCUUUAUAGUUACUAAUAUGAAAUCUAUUGGAACAUGCUAGAACCAAACACGUAGCUUGGUGGGGCUGUUUUGCAUGUAUCAAAUCACCUGUGUGGCCUUCAUCUAUUAUUUCUCACUGUGUUCAGCAUUAACAGUUAUUGGCUGAAAAGAUUAAAAGGUCACUCUCAGUUAUGUAGUUUUGAGGUUGUCACUCUCGGUUUUAAUGUAUCAUUUGUGAAGCGUGUUCCUUUUGUCCUGAGAACGCUGCUAUCACAGUCUGAUCUCUCUCCUUCUCUUCUGACUCCCAUUAUGACUUAACAGGUGUGUCAGGGAUGCCACAAUGCCAUCGACCCAGAAGUGCAGCGGGUAACCUACAACGAUUUCAGCUGGCAUGCCUCCACACAGUGCUUUCUGUGUUCCUGUUGCAGCAAGUGUCUCAUUGGGCAGAAGUUCAUGCCAGUAGAGGGCAUGGUUUUCUGUUCAGUGGAGUGCAAGAAGAUGAUGUCUUAAAAUAAGAGCACCAAGCAGUAUUGAGCCAUGAUCUGUCCAAGUUGGUAUGCAUUUCUACUGUAAAGUGCAAUUUGAAAAAAAAAAAAAUAAAAGGAAAAGAAACAGUAAAGGAAACCAGGAGAUUUUGUUCAAUAUCAUUCUUUGCUGUUUUUCCUUAUCAAUUUUUUUUUUCCGCUCAAUUUUGAAACCUGCUUGAAGCAUUUGAUUUUAGAAAUGGUAAAGACUUUUGUCUUUCCUUAGCUUUCCAAAUCUGAAAUGUGAGUUGGAAGCUGGGUUUAAUUGAUCUCCAUAUCUGUAUCCCCCUUGUUCCAAACACAGAAUAUGUAAAAUACUUAAAAGUUAGUGUUCUGGAUGGAAAGGUGAGUGUUCCUAGUUCUAUACUCUUUUCCCCCUCAUGUAUAAAAGGAAAAGGAAAUUAAAUUUGCCCUAACGCCAAGACUCUACAUUUUCUGCCGAAUGGUAUUCAUUGAACUUUGUAAUGACAAAGAAAGUAGAAAUGCCGUGUAGUAUAUAGAGCUGCUAUUUUAAUGUCUACGCAUUUGAUAUUUACUGAUUUAGGCAGAAGUGGCACUUUCUUUAUUGCAUUUCUCUAUUUUUUUAUUUACCCUACCUCUCAAUAUUCUCUUUGUACGUUGAUGACCUCCAUAUAUAUGUGGCCUUAAAUAUUUUAUCACAUGUGGCAUAACAGUAUCCACACUUUUUACUUCUUUAGAUGAAUUUUGGCCUGGAUAUAAAAAGCCAUUCAUUUUAUAUUGUUUUCAAUCCAAAGAACAUGUAUAGUUUUUAUACCCAGGAAACUAUAACUUGUACUGAUUGCACUUGCCUGCCAUGGUUUGAAUAGAUUUUUUUUGCAUAGUUUUUAUUUUUAUCACUAGAUAAAAUGGAUACUCUCUUGUAAUACUUCUAAGCCUGUUCAUGAAUCUAUAAAAUGUCUUCUUUGCCUAUAUAUUUCCAUUCUUGGGUAUUUUCUAAUGUUUACUUUUCUCUGUAUACUUCCAUAUAUAGCUGUGCACUAUAAAAAUUAAAAGGAAUGAAUGAUAUGUAUGUUAUUAUUAAAAAUAAAGCCUCUUUCACUUUAAUGAUUUUUCGUCUUUUUCUUCUCCUUUUAAGUGAAAAGUUCUCUGCAGUUAAACACAUGUUUCAGCAGGGGGCGGUGUCUUCCAGGAUAAAAACUACCCAGAUAAAAGGCUGCUUCUGACAAGAC